Labeo rohita (rohu) is the source of this 11248-nucleotide messenger RNA. RefSeq names its product microtubule associated serine/threonine kinase family member 4 (gene mast4). Gene Ontology annotation, biological process: peptidyl-serine phosphorylation; intracellular signal transduction. The record is from RefSeq and is a predicted model, not a curated record. Lineage: Eukaryota; Metazoa; Chordata; Actinopteri; Cypriniformes; Cyprinidae. Gene Ontology annotation, molecular function: protein binding; protein serine/threonine kinase activity; ATP binding. Bases 671 to 8317 code for a protein of 2548 amino acids. The transcript is spliced from 26 exons.
ACUUCUGCAUUCAACAGUUAAUUGUCGAGGGCGAGUGGCCCCAUUCCACCCCUCCAACUUCAUCUGUCAUGUGUCAGGGAGGUUGGGCCUCUCCAUGUCCCUGCCUGCCAAAAGAGCAGAUUGAAGAACAGAACAGGAGGAGAUCAAAGGUGCUGAAGUGGAAGAGAGAGGGUGGUUUUCUUCAUAUGGCAGGUCCAGUGAAGAAAAAAGGAGAGGGUGCAGGACUUGCACAUGGUUACACUUGAAAAGCUGUGCAUUUCCAUUUCAAAUGGUCCGAUGGCUUCUGGAGCAGGGCCAGACGGGGAGAGCCGUGAUUGCAUUCACUGCGUCGUCUGCUGAUGAUGCAUUGCUGCUCUGACUCACGCCCCCCUCCCUUCCUUUCCUCUCCCCUCCCUGUCUCAGGAUGUGGUACGGUAGGUGCCUGUUACAUGAUAUGGAGCGCGCUUGAGUCUACGGGAUGAGUCUACGGGAUAGCGGCAAAGCCGUGCGACUUUCACAUCAAAACAAAACGUCAUCCUUCUGGAAGCGGUCCUGGCCCUCUGUCCCAGAGGCACCCGGCGUUCGAGCAGGAGCGGAUAUGACCUGAAUAAGAAAACAGCUCAGAGGAGCUUUCACACUAUUCGAUUUAGGACACUUCAAAGGACACACUGUCCCCCUUGACAGCCCGUGUAUGCUGCAGCGAGCAGCAGAUGUGCAUGGACGAACCUCUGUAGUGGCAGAGCGUUGCUCUGGGAGGACUUCCCGGGACUCUUGCGUUGGGUGCCUACUUCUCUUGGAAGCCAGGCAUUUCUCCUCAUUCUCUUUUCCAAGACAGCUCAGAGCACUUUGGGGACAUGACUUUGGGACAAUGUCCGAUUCCAGCUUAUGGACUCUACUCUCCAACUUUUCUAUGCCUCACUUUAUCAGUGGAGCAAGAUUACGGCGCUCCAAAAGCUGCAGAACAAGCAACAGAAAAAGUCUAAUAGGGAGUGGACAGUCAUCAGCCCUUCCUCGACCACACUCACCUCUGUCAUCACACACAGGCACCAGUCCACAAGACAGCCCUAGAAACUUUUCCCCUAGUGCUUCAGCUCAUUUCUCCUUCACACGCAGAACUGAUGGGCGGCGCUGGUCCUUGGCAUCCCUUCCCUCCUCUGGCUAUGGAACAAACACACCCAGCUCCACCGUCUCUUCGUCCUGUUCAUCACAGGAGAAGCUUCAUCAGCUGCCUUUCCAGCCCACACCAGACGAGCUCCACUUCCUGUCCAAGCAUUUCUACACAGAGAGCAUUUCUGGAGAUGACCGCAGGAGAGCUACAGCUAUGCGACCACGCUCCCGCAGUCUCAGUCCUGGAAGAUCCCCAUCAUGCUGUGACCAUGAGAUUAUCAUGAUGAAUCAUGUGUACAAGGAAAGAUUUCCCAAGGCCACAGCUCAGAUGGAGGAGCGCAUCAAGGAGAUCAUUCAAAGCAACUCCCCUGAGAAUGUCUUGCCUCUGGCUGAUGGUGUCCUCAGCUUCGCACACCAUCAGAUCAUUGAGCUGGCCAGAGACUGCCUGGAAAAGUCCCGUCUCGGCCUCAUUACCUCAAGAUACUUCUGUGAGCUCACGGAUAAACUGGAAAGGCUCUUUCAGGAGUCAACUGAACGAUCAGAGAGUGCAGAGGUGACCUUCAUCAAGGACCUGGUGAAGCAGAUUCUGAUCGUCAUUGCCAGGCCUGCUCGACUCCUUGAAUGUCUGGAGUUUGACCCUGAAGAGUUCUACCAUCUCUUGGAGGCUGCAGAGGGUCAUGCCAAAGAGGGCCAAGGCAUCAAGACAGACAUCCCACGAUACAUUAUCAGCCAACUUGGUCUGACAAGGGACCCACUUGAGGAAAUUGCCCAGCUAACUAGCUAUGACAGCGGGAUUGCAGAAACUCCUGAGACGGAUGAGUCUGUCAGUUCCCACAGUUUGAGUGCAGCACUGCGGUCCCGGCGUAAACCCUGUGAGCUUGACUUUGAGAUGAUCAAACUGAUCAGUAAUGGGGCUUAUGGUGCGGUGUAUUUAGUGAGGCACAAAGAGACCAAACAGCGUUUUGCUAUGAAAAAGAUUAACAAGCAGAACCUGAUGCUGAGGAACCAGAUCCAGCAGGCCUUUGUGGAGAGAGACAUCCUGACUUUUGCUGAGAACCCUUUUGUGGUCAGCAUGUACUGCUCCUUUGAGACACGCAGACAUCUUUGCAUGGUUAUGGAGUAUGUUGAAGGAGGGGAUUGUGCUACGUUGCUGAAGAACAUGGGUCCUCUCCCUGUGGACAUGGCUCGAAUGUACUUCGCUGAGACUGUGUUAGCACUGGAAUAUCUCCACAACUAUGGAAUCGUCCAUCGAGAUCUCAAACCAGACAAUCUGUUGGUCACUUCAAUGGGACACAUCAAGCUGACAGACUUUGGCCUAUCAAAAGUGGGGCUGAUGAACAUGACCACUAACCUCUAUGAGGGUCACAUUGAGAAGGACGCUAGAGAGUUCUCUGAUAAACAGGUGUGUGGGACUCCUGAGUACAUUGCUCCAGAAGUAAUCCUAAGGCAAGGCUAUGGGAAGCCAGUGGACUGGUGGGCAAUGGGCAUCAUCCUCUAUGAGUUCCUGGUGGGCUGUGUACCAUUCUUUGGAGACACUCCAGAAGAACUGUUCGGCCAGGUCAUCAGUGAUGAAAUAAACUGGCCGGAGGGAGAGGAUGCACCACCAGCUGAUUCUCAGGAGCUGAUUACCCUACUGCUCAGACAGAACCCUCUGGAGCGCCUCGGCACUGCAGGAGGGGCAUAUGAAGUCAAGCACCAUCAGUUCUUUCACAGUCUGGACUGGAACAGCCUGCUGAGGCAGAAGGCAGAGUUCAUUCCCCAGUUGGAGUCUGAGGAUGACACUAGCUACUUUGACACACGAUCUGAUAGGUACCAUCACUUGGAAACUGAGGAGGAGGAUGAUACCAAUGACGAAGAUUUUAAUGUGGAACUGCGGCAGUUUUCCUCGUCUUCACACCGAUUCUCCAAAGUUUACAGUAGUCUGGAUCUGUCUCGAGGACAGCUGGAAGAGAAAGGGGAACAGCCAGAGAAGACAACAGACAGUUCUCUCACUGCUGACUCACUGAGCUGGACACCAGACUUCACUGAGAUCCCUUCUCUCUCUCACUCAUCUGACACUGAGAGCACCAGUUUGAGCAGAUGUUCCGGUCUUCUUCCUAAGUUUGCCAUCUCUGCAGAAGUGGAAGAUGGUGAGGGCACUCUGGCUCUGGAAGACCCCAGUAAAGUGACCUUUAGUAUUGGGGAGUUGCCUCAGGAUGAGCCUGAUCCCACCACACCCUGUAGCACCAUCAGUAACUCCACCCUCUCAGGCAGUUUCUCUGAGCACUUGGAUCAGGCGCCAUCACGGGGAGAUGGAGUAGAGAGUCUGGACAGCUCCUGUAAGCCUUCCUCUGAUACUGGCUCCUUCCUGACAGCUCCCAAACCUGAGGCCGCAGAAAAACAGUGUGUAGUCAGCAAAGUCACAAAAUCAGUGUCUACCAGCGCCCUGUCACUCAUGAUUCCUGGAGAUGUUUUUGGUGUGUCACCAUUAGCAAGCCCCAUUUCUCCAUACUCACUGUCAUCAGACCCAUCUUCUAGAGACUCCUCCCCCAGCCGAGACUCCUCCCUCAGUGGUGUCAUCUGUCGUCAGCCAAUCAUCAUCCACAGCUCAGGGAAGAAGUUUGGCUUCACUCUAAGAGCGAUCCGGGUCUAUGCCUGUGACAGUGAUGUUUAUACAGUUUAUCACAUGGUCUGGAAUGUAGAGGAUGGUGGCCCUGCUCACAAGGCUGGUCUCAAGGCUGGAGACCUGAUCACUCAUGUGAAUGGAGAAACAGUUCAUGGACUGCUUCACACUGAGGUGGUGGAGCUAUUGCUAAAGAGUGGAAGUAAAGUCGCGAUAUCUACUACCCCUUUUGAAAACACUUCUAUCAAAACUGGUCCAGCUAGAAGAAAUAGUUACAGAAGCAAAAUGGUGAGAAGAACCAAGAAGCCAAAGAAAGAGAAAACUCAAGAAAGGCGGCGUUCAGUAUUCAAACGUUUUGCCAUGCAGCCCUCUCCACUUUUACACACCAGCCGUAGUUUCUCCUCAUUAAACCGCUCGCUGUCUUCAGGAGAGAGUCUACCUGGAUCUCCCACACACAGCCUCUCACCACGCUCCCCCACAGCUGCCUUUCGUCCAACACCUGACUUCAACCAGUCAGGUGGCAAUUCAUCACAGAGUAGCUCCCCCAGUUCCAGCGCACCUAACUCACCAGCAGGCUCUGGCCACAUCAGACCCAGCACUCUGCAUGGCCUGGGUCCCAAACUACCCGGACGGUUACGUCAGGGUCGACGUAAAUCAGCAGGGAGCAUUCCCCUCUCACCAUUGGCUCGCACACCCUCCCCGACCCCUCAGCCUCAGCCGACUUCUCCUCAGCGGUCCCCAUCUCCCUUGCUGACUCACACUGUGGGAAGCUCCAAAACUUCUCAGGCCUUCCCUGCCAAAAUGCACUCACCUCCCACUAUUGUACGCCAUAUGGUGCGACCUAAAAGUGCAGAGCCUCCUCGGUCUCCACUCUUGAAGCGAGUUCAAUCCGAGGAGAAGCUUUCCCCCUCUUACGCUGGUGACAAAAAACAUUUAUGCACUCGAAAGCACAGUUUGGAGGUCACCCAAGAAGAGUCUCAAGGGGAGUCCUCAUCUAGAGGGGAGCAUAUCCCACCAUGCAUAGAGGAGAGCACUUCCUGUGAGCCACCCACCAUUACUCGGGUGAGGCCUGCUGAGCAGGGUUGCCUAAAGCGGCCUGUCACUCGCAAAGUUGGUCGACAGGAGUCAGUAGAGGAGCUAGAUAGGGACAAGCUGAAGGCUAAAGUGGUGGUGAAGAGGCAGGACUGGGCUGAAAGACGAGAGUCUAUGCAAAAACAGGACACCGUGCAAGAUGUGGAAGGUGCUGCUGCUGAAGAUAAGGAGUGGAGUGUCCUUACACGUCCCAGUGUGAGACCCCAGGGUUCUGAAUCUGGAUCCCUGGACAAGUCUACAAAUGCUACUUUGAAGGAUGUCCUCUACAAAAAGUUAAAUCCAAGAGUUUGUGAGAGCAUAGCUGAGUCUGUCACCAGUGGAGAAUGUGUAUCACUUUUAAGUGAGAAUGUGAGGUCUUGUCAGUCAGAGCGGCAAAUUUCUCGGUCAAUGAAGGAAAGUAAUAAACCAGAAAGAAUAGAUUUCAAAGCCUCCAACAUGGAAUUAGCCAGAAAGAGACAGUCCUUUGAGGAUAGGGAGGACUCCUUGUGUCGAAUAUCCUCUGGUGUUCAUGAAAGCAUUCAUUUCAACACCACCAGGUCCAAAAGUCUUCAGCUGGAUUCCGCGUUGGCUUUAGAACAUGUUAAAGGGGGCAUGUGCAACAUCCAUGGCACUUCUGAAACUUUGGCACCUAAGCUUUUUAGUGGGAGAGGAGAGAGUGCAGUAGAAAAACUUCAGAUGAUUGCUUCUGAUGGUCCUAUCAGGAAGACUUCCUCUGAGUACAAAUUGGAGGGACGGCUUGUGUCCUCUUUAAAGCCACUAGAGGGCACCUUGGACAUUGGUCUGCUUUCUGGACCUCGUGUAUCCAAGACUGACACAUGUCUUUCCAAAAUGGCAGACAACCAUGGUGAUAGUUCCAUGUUGGCAGAAGAUCUAUGUGGAAAACAGCCAAUUCAACAGAAAACCACAGAGAAACAGAAAAAUCCACAUGCAGGGAUUUCUGGCACACUUAACCAGAAGGACAAUGUGCAUUUGAGCAGCAAAACCAUUACAAAAGAAGAGUCAAUUUCCAAUAAGGACUUUACAAUAAGUCCUGCUUGCAAUGAGGCCUUGCAUGAUAAAAAUAAAUUUAAUGAUGGCGUGAAGUUGCAGAUUACAAGCACUAAAGUGGAGUCCAUAGACACAAGUGUGAAAUCGGAGACUAGGCUAAAGGCAGCUCAGGAGAUGAGAGCUGCACGACACAAUGCUCACUUUGCAUGUGGAAAAACACCCUCCAUCAGGGAAGUCAGCAAUGAAGACCAGGAAGAUGACAUGGAAAGUAUAGAGGAUACAUCUCCAAAGCAAAAAGAAACUCAGCUGAUACAACCGGUCCUUAGUAAAACAAAUAAACCUGAGGAAUUCCCUGUGUCUUCUGCUGUUCUUGCUCAGCUCAGCUCUGUCCUGCAAAUCCCACAAGCAAAUUCUACCAAAAAUAAUAGUAGGCUGAGUGAGACAACAGUCGGUUCACGCAGUUCAGUGAUGUCUGCAUCUCCAAAGCAAAAAGAAACUCAGCAGAUACAACCGGUCCUUAGUAAGACAAAUCAACCGGAGGAAUUCUCAGUGUCUUCUGCUGUUCUUGCUCAACUCAACUCUGUCCAGAAAAUCCCAGAAGCAAAUUCUGGCAAAAAUAAUAGUAGGCUGAGUGAGACACCAGUUAGUUCACGCAGUUCAGCAAUGUCUACAGAUAAGGAUGGCAUGAAUAAAGACAAACCAGCCGAUACAAAGACCACUGCAUUGAUAAAGCAGACCCAUUCAUCAGAAGGUGUUACAGACAAUGCAGUUGUGACAUCAAGCCCAACUUUGGCUACAACCAAGACUGUAAUAGAUAGAAAGGAUAGGGCUAGUAACACCAAAGACUUUCGUGACGUCAAUCCAGAGCGUCUUCAAGAUUUAAAAAGUUUGGGUAAAAACAUGGAGUCUGCGAAGGGAGACAGAACUGAUGGUACGCCAACCUCAGGGCAGGCUAAACCAGAGAUAUCCAUCAAAGAAAUGGCACCCAUCCCGCAGAGUCUGUCUUUAGCUUCCUCAGUCACAGCAUCCAUUGUGUCUUCUGUCUCAGCAGAUGCACCUGAGACCCCUAUUACUAAAAGCUCAUCAUCUACCCUUCAAAGAAAAUCCACUCCAUCUGCCAUUGCUGCCCCAUUGAAGGACAUGCCUGCUACUGAUUUAAAAUCCCAGGCCAGUGCAAGCACCACCCCACAACCUUCUGGGUUGGCUGAAGUAAAAACAACCACCAUCCAACCUCUACAGUCUGAUCAGACCUGUGCCAAAAUUUCAGGCUCUGUUGGCUUGGCCAAUGGACAGACAGCAAGUAUUUCAGUUCAGCUCUCCAAACAAAUCUCAGACAGAACACAAAAUUCUAGUGCAUCAAGUGGUAGCAGAGAAUUCAGUCUGCAAACCCAUCAGUCUCAACAGGGUUUAAACAAAAAUCAACCUGCAGACAAAAUAAAUGCAGAGGAGGCAAGUGGCCAAUCCAAUUUAAUGGUGAAGGAUCUUAAAACCUUGCCAGCAUGUGGGGAUAAAAUGGCUCCCAAAAAUGACUUAAAAUGCAGUGAAAAGAUUACUUGUGCCUCUAACCCUACCACUUCAGUCAAAGCUGAAGUUUCAGAAAACUGUGAAAAGCAGGAAGCCAUCUUCAGAAGUCAAGUAAACAUGAAUAUCACAUCAAAGGACGCGGGUGCAAGCCCACCAAAGACUAGAAGUUGUGACAUUUCAACAAAAGACACUGUGCAUGUGCAGUCUGCUGUUAAAACAGAAGUAAAGCAGAAAAUCAAGAGUGCUCCUGAUUUAGACACUGAGAAGCCUAAUAAGCAAGUUAUGGACAUGUCCACGACAGAGACAAGUUCAGCACAGACUGCAAUAAAACAGACGCAGCCGUCUAGUAGCACUAUACUAAAACAAACCCCUUUGAGCUCGAAAAACAAGCCCAGAGUAGACUCUCCACUUGUUACGCAAUCUACUGGGAAGGCAGUUGAAGAUAAGGGAAAGCAGGAAAACAUAGCACAGCUCAAAGACAACAUGGUAAAGCCAAAGGAGCUAAGAGAGUCAGUCUUGUCUAUGUCUAAGUCGCAGCCUCAUAAAGAGACCCGCACUGGUUCUCAAGGUGGCUCAGUGCCAGUGUUGCCUGUACCAGCUGUUAAAAUCCAUGUGUCUAGUGGGCUUCCUUCUGGUAAGGGCAGCACUGCUGCAGUUGAAUUACCUGGACCUUCCUCAAAGGAACAAGUGAAGUCCAAAAUUGAUGUUCCAAGAUCAGAGUCUCUCAAGGGCUCCAGCACAAGAGAUCCCAUAGGGACAACUACUACUACUACAUCCAGUCCUGACCCUAAACAUGCCUCCAGUGAGUCAAAGAUUACUGACAAACAGGUCUCAACCAACCGAAAAGAGCAAGUGGAAAAGAAGAGAAAGGAACCUACUCAAGAUACGUCGUCAGCACCUAAAGCUAACCGCAAAGACUCGUCAAGAGGCGUGCCUUUGGCAAAGGAUAAUACUACUAUUGAAAAAGAUUCAGUCCGUUCUAAACAAACAAAGGAUACGCCACGUGGGUUAACUUGUAAAAAGUGAUGUAUCGUAUUGUAUUGUAGUUGCCAAGCAUAUUGAAUUUCAAAGACUAUGAGGAUGUAAACAUAAUUUUUGUCUAUAUGUAAUAUCAUGAAGCCUUCCUAUCUGAGGACCGGUGAAGCUGUUACUUUGGGUUUUCAUAAGAAACCAGAGAUAAAUUUGUUUGUUUGUGUUGUGAUCGAUAAUGCUCCGUUAAUAUUAUGUCCAAAAAAGUGUAGGCUGAAUGUUGACUUGUUUUGCUGCUGAUUUGUGGUCUUGUUUUAGAUCUUGCAAAAGCACCAAAAUUAGUCAUUUGUAUUGUGUUGCGGUGUGAUGUAACGAGUGGCGUGUGCAAUAAUUGGGGAGACGGAGUGUAGAUGCCUUUUUUAAGGAUUAAAUGAACUGUGCCAAUCUUGGUUGAGUGUAAUUGUACCAAACAAAACGCACCUCAAAUUUAGAGCUGAAGGUGCAUGUUAACUGACUGUGUUAAAAAAAAGCUUCACGCUUAUUCAGGCUAGCGUUAUCAUGUAUUACACUGGUUUUUGAUGUAUUUAAAAACCACUAGGAAAAUAUAUGUAGCAAUGGUGCUAUUAAUGUGGCUUACACUCUGCAAGUAGAACAGAUCGCUUAUUUUCUUUUCUUUCUUUUUUUUUUCACUUAUUGUUUCUUUCUUUUUUUGUUUUUGACCUUAUCAGCAAAGUUUUGUUUUGGGUAGUGGUGCACAGAGGGAAAGCACUUUGUCCUGUGCUUCUCACCUGGAACUAUUUUAUAUUGGAAUCAUCUUAUGGUUCUGGAAUCGUAGUGGAAGGGGCCUUAGAGGUUUUUGGGGAAAUAUGACUUGCUGUUCUUAGCAGGUCAUGGUGAAAUUCACAUUCCUUUCACAUACAUUUCUAAGGAUUAAUUUUUAUGCAAUAUAUUGUAAAUACAGCAGCAUUAAUUGUACAGAGGGAUAGGUUGAAAACGAGUGUUGUAUGUUUUAUAUGUAUAUAUUUUGCUAUGUCAUAUGUUUGUAUACUGUACUUAAUGUUAGUCUCCUGGUGAUGUUAUCUGCUCAGUAAUUGCGCUGAUAUAGAGUCUAAACUAGCAGAAAAAUGAUAGUCUCGCUCUGAAAUGAAGUGUACUUGAAGUUUCACUAAGAUAUGUAGGGGUUAACCACAUGCAUUUUCAGAUAUGUAUUUUAAGUGACGCAGUAGAGUUGCUCUCUGAAUGUUCAUCGUACUUGAUGCCACUGACAAGGAAGUCACGCAUUUACAUAAAAACAGGGACAAGGCAGAUGUAGCACAUUAUAUAAGAGGCAAGUUUCAGAGACUGAAGGAUUACCCCGUGAUUAAGGUUUGCUACUAUGUAGAUUAUAUACAAUCUGUUUUUCAAAAAAGAAAAAUGUCAAGCUUUUAGGGCUAACAUUUGGCAUACAGGAACAUGAUGCAUUUCCCCUAGUUUAAAGGUUAAAAGGGCUCAUACAGGGAUAAUCAAAUGUGCUUUAGCAACACUAAAGGUAUGUCAGGGCUUGUGGUAAAUGUCAGGAGUUUCACUGCAUGUUCGUUCUUUGUGCCCAAUCAUAUUUAUACUUCUUACAUAUUCAUAUGCAAAGGACAACCCUUAUAAAUGGGGAUUGUGUAAUACUUUACUAAAUGCAUUUGUGCUAUUAACAUCUCUAGUCACGCAAUAGGACUGCUAAGCGCAUUUCCUGCACUUUUUACCUUUGAGACCUUUCAAAGCUCUCUUUCGUUUUUUUUUUUUUUUUUUUUUUUUUUUUUUUUUUUUGAAGGUUGUGCACAAAUGUUAAAAAAGGAUAUUUGUCAUUAGUUGUGCUUGAUUUGACCUUUAGGCAGUUGCAUAGUCACCAAUGAAGGUUAGCAUCAGAACAGAGAAGAAGAUGAAUCAUUGUGUCUUUUGAUAUUUGGUCUUGACUUUAAAACUGCUAUAGCUCUGCUGGUAUGUAUACAUCACGUACCAACUUAAAGUAAAGCGACUGUGUAUGUAGGCCAAUUUCAGUAUACUUAUAUUGUGAAACAUAUAUAUUACAGUAUGAUAUUGAAGUAUUUGCGAUUAAUGUUUUACAUAAACAGGGCAUAUAUCUGAGCUAAACACACAAAUGUGCAUAAGUAAUUAAACAACAGAAUGCACAGUGUAAAGAGAAUCUUUAAUAAAAAGAUUGUAGAGAUUUCAAAGUGUAUUAGCCGACUGAAGUUUCAGUUCUUUAUAGACUUUACAAAUGCAGUUUAGGAGGUCUAACGUGAUACGUACAAGGCACCUUAAUACUAAAAACACAACGCUUAUUGGGAAUUUGGGAAAGAGAUUCUAAGCAAACAUACUGUAAUAGAAACUUUAAUGAUAACGUGAAUGUUUUAUAGGACAUAUGCAUUGUCUGUUCUCAAAUAUCAAUAGUAUUGCCAUGAAUUAACCCCAGAUAUUUAUGUUGUUGGUGUUUUCUUUUCCUCCUUCCCCUUCGCUCUUCCCUUUUCUGACUUUUAAUGUUUAAAUCCUUAAAGAAGCACAUUAAAUGUUUGUUUACAACUACUUCAUGGAUGUAUAUUUUGUACAUUUGUGUUAUUUGCCAAAUUAAUGUGCUACGUCACAAGCAGUUAUGCUAUGAUCGGUGUGUGUGUGUGUGUGUGUGUGUGUGUGUGUGUGCGCGUGUGAGUUCCUCCUAGCGGACACUUGAUGUUGAAGACCAUUGGUGUGGUAGCCUAAUUGUUUGUUGUCUUUCCAGUUCAGUAUGUUCUUGCUUGUUUUCUGGAGAUUUCUUUCCUCUCUCUAUGUGUGAAAACAGUGUUUAUGUAGAUGACUCUGCUUAUCAUUGUCUUUUAGGAUCUGUGCAAUAAGAGAUGUGGUUUUGAGUUUUGUACAUCACCCACAGAAAGCUCUAUGGAUGUCAUAGAUGUUGUAUACUAUACAAAUAUUUAUACUUCUAAAGUUGUAUAAUACUGAAAAUAAAAAGGCAUGUCAAAAUAA